GCAGAUAAGCGAGAGCCGGCGGAGGGUUAGGAUCUUGAUAGAAGCAGCAGGAGCGGCGGAAGUGCACAGGGCAAGGUGCAAGGAUGGCCAGGGCAGUUCUUGGUGCAGUGGCCUGCACACUGUUUAUGGCUGCAAGUGCCAUGUACUCACCCAGUGACGAUGUGAUCGAGUUGACACCCAGCAACUUUAAUAAAGAAGUUAUCCAGAGUGACAGUUUAUGGCUUGUGGAGUUUUAUGCCCCCUGGUGUGGACACUGCCAGAGGCUGACCCCAGACUGGAAGAAAGCCGCCACGGCAUUAAAGGGAGUGGUGAAAAUUGGAGCUGUUAAUGCUGAUCAGCAUCAGUCACUGGGUGGGCAGUAUGGAGUGCGAGGCUUUCCAACAAUCAAAGUAUUUGGAGCGAAUAAGAACAAACCAGAUGAUUAUCAAGGUGGAAGGACAGCCGAUGCCAUUAUCGAUGCCGCAUUAAGCUCACUUCGUUCAUUUGUUAAGGACAGGCUUGGAGGAAGGAGCGGUGGAUCUGAUUCAGGAAGGCAGAGCUAUAGCAGCGGUGGUGGGAGUAAAAAAGACGUUAUUGAUCUGACGGACGACACAUUUGAUAAGAAUGUACUGAAUAGCGAUGAUGUGUGGUUUGUUGAAUUUUAUGCUCCCUGGUGUGGCCAUUGCAAAAAUCUAGAGCCUGAAUGGGCCGCUGCUGCCACAGAGAUUAAGCAACAAACCAAUGGAAAAGUAAAGUUGGCUGCUGUAGAUGCCACUGUCAGCCAGGUGUUGGCCAGUCGUUAUGGGAUAAGAGGCUUCCCCACAAUUAAGAUAUUCCAAAAAGGCGAAGAUCCUGUGGAUUAUGAUGGUGGAAGGACUAAGGCAGACAUUGUUGCCCGUGCAAUUGAUCUGUUCUCAGAGAAUGCUCCACCCCCUGAGAUUUAUGAGAUCCUGAAUGGAGAUAUAGUGAAGAAGACCUGCGAUGAGCAUCAGUUGUGUAUUGUUGCCGUAUUGCCACAUAUCCUUGACACAGGUGCUUCUGGAAGAAAUUCUUACUUGGACGUAAUGAUGAAAAUGGCAGACAAGUACAAAAAGAAAAUGUGGGGGUGGCUGUGGGCUGAGGCUGGUGCUCAGAUGGAUCUGGAAACCUCACUGGGAAUUGGAGGCUUUGGGUACCCUGCCAUGGCUGCCAUCAAUGCAAGAAAAAUGAAAUUCGCACUUCUGAAAGGUUCCUUCAGCGAGCAGGGCAUUAAUGAAUUCUUAAGGGAGCUCUCUUUUGGUCGUGGUUCUACAUCACCUGUGGGUGGAGGAGCAAUUCCUAAAAUCAAUACAGUGGUACCUUGGGAUGGAAAAGAUGGAGAGCUGCCAGCAGAGGAUGAUAUUGAUCUGAGUGAUGUGGAGCUGGACGACUUUGAGAAAGAUGAAUUGUGAGGAUUCUGCACCCUGUGUGAUAUUGUUACAUCCCUCUGUUUGGGGGAGUUUGCAGCUGGCGGACACCAGCCCAUCCCUGGCAAUCGGCUGGAUUCAGUGGUUCCCCCUCCCCAACCCUCCUGAUUUUUCUUUUGUUUUAAAACAAAUUAAUGAAUGUGCACUCAUGGAGAGAAGGGUUUUAUCUAGACCUAUGGAGAGGCCUUCUCGGGAGAACACUGACAAAUUCUGUGAAUUUCACUGUAUUCUCUUUACAUAUUGAAGGGGGAAAUGCCAUAAACCUUUUGGGGGGGCGGAUUUGGGGGUGCUGAAGAAUAAGCCGGAGAGUUUACUGUACUUCCUUGUGGUUAAUGGGAAGUACAUCUUGGCUGACACGACAGUUUGUUUGUUUGUGUAUUUUUAUGUUUUGGGUAUUUUCAUUUGCAAAUUGAUCAGCUUGACUCAAUUUAUGAAUAAAAUAUUUUUUGACAUAU
Xenopus tropicalis (tropical clawed frog) is the source of this 1879-nucleotide messenger RNA. It is a transcript of the gene pdia6, whose product is annotated as protein disulfide isomerase family A member 6. Lineage: Eukaryota; Metazoa; Chordata; Amphibia; Anura; Pipidae. Gene Ontology annotation, cellular component: endoplasmic reticulum lumen. The record is from RefSeq and is marked provisional. Gene Ontology annotation, molecular function: protein disulfide isomerase activity. Gene Ontology annotation, biological process: cell redox homeostasis.